This is a messenger RNA of Cryptomeria japonica (Japanese cedar), 1030 nucleotides long. RefSeq lists its product as uncharacterized. Gene Ontology annotation, molecular function: protein dimerization activity. Bases 389 to 868 code for a protein of 159 amino acids. The transcript has 3 exons. Lineage: Eukaryota; Viridiplantae; Streptophyta; Pinopsida; Cupressales; Cupressaceae. The record is from RefSeq and is a predicted model, not a curated record.
CAAAUGUGGAGAAGAGUUGACUGUGGUAAGUAACAAACACAAAAGUAAACUCUAUACAAUCGUCUAUUUGCUGAUUUUAUUUUUUAGGGGUUAAUUUUGUACUAAUUUAAAAUUUGUUUUCAUUUUUUUAGGUGACAGAACCUUUGGUAAGGGUUCUUCGUAUGGUGGAUGGAAAGGGCAUGCCAAUGGGUUUCAUUUAUGAGGCCAUGGAUAGGGCCAAAGAGGCCAUUUCACAUUACUAUCGUGGAAAUACGAGAAAAUGUGAAAUCCUUUGGCGCAUCAUUGAUCGUAGGUGGACAAACCAACUCCAACAACCGAUACAUGCCUUCGCCUACUUCUUGAACCCGAAAUUCUACUUCUUUGAUUCAUUUAGGGUUGAUGAGAGGUCAUGGCAGGUGUUAUUACAUGCAUUGGUAAGAUGGCACUUGAUCCUGAGUUAAGAGACAAGGUUCUUGAUGAGUUGGAGAUCUACAAGAGUGCAAAGGGGAGACUCUUCUCAUCACAACUAGCAAGUGAUAGGAGAGGAAAACAACAACCAGAUUUAUGGUGGGAGAUUUAUGGUACUGGCACGCCUAAUCUUCAAAAGAUAGUCGUUCGUGUUUUGUCUCAGCCAUGCAGUGCUUCUCGGUGUGAACGAAAUUGGAGUGUAUUUGAGAGCAUUCACACAAAGGAGAGAAAUAGAUUGACACAAACGUGGCUCAAUGAUCUUGUCUUCAUUCGGUACAACCUUCGCCUUCGAAUUAGAAAGGUGGAGGGUGUUUCACCUGAGGCCAUUGACUUGGAUGAAAUUGAUCCAUAUGGUGAUUGGACCGUGAAUGAACAAAAUGAUGGUGAUGAUGUCCUCCUUACUGAAGAAGAACUUGCAUAAAUAGAGAGACGAGCAGCAGAAGAAGUAGAAGGAGCAAGAUUGGAUGAAAUGGAGGAUGAAGAUGAGGACGAAGAUGGAGACUUUGAUUUAGAAGAAGAAUCAUCUCACCAUUUAGAUACCACAACACCUACUCCUACUACUUCUAGCUCAAAGCCUGAAAAG